Molecule: messenger RNA, 2575 nt
Organism: Bursaphelenchus xylophilus (pine wood nematode)
Lineage: Eukaryota; Metazoa; Nematoda; Chromadorea; Rhabditida; Aphelenchoididae
Source: the annotation of a GenBank genome assembly
AUGAUGUUGUUUGCUUUUGCCAUAUACUAUUGCUUGACAGUUACAGAGACUUUUGCCAUCUUUGGCUACUUCACAACGAAACGAUAUGUGGGAACGGGUGUUUUGAGUUGUAAUGGAACAACUGCUGAUGGGAAAACUGAAAUGCGAGACUUGCCUGUGGUAGGUUUACACGGCGGCUUAUAGGUGCGACGCUAUAAUUUUGCGUUGUUGAAUAAUUUUUUUUGUCUAGCCUAGGCACGGCUCACAUCAACCACAAACAGAAUGCCAAGAUUUUUGGCAUUCGGUUUUUUAAGGGUCUCUAAUGUUUUAGCUUACUGUGCAGUGGGUAAUGAACAAAAUAACAUGAACCUGCGAUUAAAACAUUGCCAAGGACCCAUAUUUUUUAAAUUAAUGGAUUUUGGCGUUCUUCGGCCACCAGGUUAGCGACAAACUGCCGGAGAAAAUCGAAUUUUUGCAAACUUUGCGGCUGAAUAACUUGUCUAAAACGAUUGAAACACGGAAAGUGAUUGCAACGAUCUUCAGAAUAUUGUAUUCUAAGGUAGUAUGCGAAGUUUGAAGCAAAUCGGACAGAUAAUAAAAAAGUAGAUGCGAUUUUAAGCUUUUUUACCUUAUGGAUUAUAUUACUUUGGGCAGAUUUUAAUGUCCGACAGCGUUAAAUAGUCUAAUUAAUUAACUAUAUUAUCUCAUAACAUCCUGUUAAGGGAGAUUAACUGCAAAAAUUUUAACUCUUAGGUCGAAAAAAAGUUUUACCUUAUAGUAGCAUACCUGAUCUUAUACCAAAAAUAAUGAAAGUUUAUGACUGAAGUCAAAGUUUUAAAAUUAUCUAUGUAAAUUGAGAUGGCUUUCUAAGGCUAUACUGAGCUUUUGGAGUUGGUUUCAACUUCGCUGCGCCAAUUUCAAAAAUGGCCAAUAUCACCUAAAACAAGGUUCUUAGAACAGCUUCUAAACUGGUGCGAAUGCCACUAAUUAUGCUCUUAUUGUCUUUUUAGAUCAUAGUGGACCUAGCUGAGCCAAAAUUUACCGAUUUUUAAAAUAUUAUUUUAGUCACCUAAAUAUCACUUUUUUUGGAAUUUUGAGUGAGUAAGCUAGUAUAUGACACAGGGUUGCUUAUUGUUCUCUGAAAAUACUCUAAUUAUGCUCAUAGAAAAAAGAAUUUAGGCAAUUGCUUCGUUACGAUUUCCCGAUUUGAAACUUUUUUUUUGUGGUUGAUGUGCGGCUCCUGGGCCAAAUUUCGGCCAGGCGCUUCGCAAGUACCCAACUGCGAUGCUCAAAUUUUGAUGAAACUUUGCAUAAAUUUAUGCAGGCGGUAUAAAACAUAUGCAUAACUGACCGAUUUUUCUUGGUCAAAAGAUGAGAAAACGCCAUUUUUUGUGGAUUUGUUAGUGUUCCCACAUGAAACCAAUUUUUUCCAUGCGAAACUGGAAGAGUGUUUUUUUUCUCUGGCCGCACUCCACCUUUGGUGUACUCUCUCGGCCGCCAUGAUCGCUCAAUAUCUUGGCUGCAACUGCAAAACGCGAGCCAAGACUUUCAGGAAUUGAUAUGUGGUCUAUGCUCGAAACGCAGGCAAAUUUUAAAGAAUGUCUGAGCGUCGCACUUAGGGGUAGUUCCUUCGUUAGGAGAACUAACUUGAAACCCAAUUUCUAAAAGUAAAGACAGUCGUCAUCGCAGAUUUUAGUGUUUUAGUAACAACUCAUUCUACUAUGUUUUAUACAGUAUAAAAUUAACAUGAAUAACCACGUAGUGUAGGCGAGUCAGCAAAAUAAUAGUAAUAGCUUUUAGGUUUAGGGUUUUGGGUUACAUUUUGUGUUUUUACGUAACGUUUUAGUGUUUUAGGUAAUUUUAGUGUGUUAGGUUACAUCUUACUCGAUUAUGUUUUAUACAGUUUAAAUUUAACAUGAAUCUGACUAGUGAGCGUCGCACUUGGGGCACUUCCCUUAUCAGCAGAUAAAAAAAUCCACCUUACGAAUUAUACUCAGCUUUUUUCAGAAAAUUGUAAUGGUCGAAGACGUCAGCUCCGACAAGCCUAUUACACAGGCCGAUGAAAUUGGAAAUGCAAUGGCAAAUAUGAGAGGGCAGUACAGAAUCGAAUCGGAAAAAUACAUUCGGUUAAUUUCCAAGCCCUUAGUCAUCUUGUAAGUUGUCGUUAAGCUCAAUUGUCACUGUCGGAUACAGUAUACAUAUAUAUAUUCGCCUAAUUUCUACGAAAAAGAUUACAAAAAAACAAUCGUCCCGCAAGAGCCGUAAAUUAGCUAAAAUCACAGCCAUUUCCAUAGAUAAGAGCAUAUACUAUGUAUUAAUAUAUAACAUCCUUGCUGUUGGCCAAUCCCAUUUUUUGAGAAAAUUACGUGUAACUACGUAUUUUACGCCGGUAGCUCUGACGCAAAAGGAGUGUCUCGAUGAUUAAACAAAAUUUCAAUUAAACUUAUCGCUAAUAUUCCGUUUCAGCUAUCACAUGUGCAGCGGGCAGACGGUGUGCCGAGAACUUCGAGUGGAAGGAGCGGAGAAACACCAGAGAAUUGAAUUGUUCGAAAAAGGAAAUAUUGUGUCGUUGACAAAAUGUGCCAGGAAUAAUUGA